This is a messenger RNA of Saccoglossus kowalevskii, 1407 nucleotides long. RefSeq lists its product as uncharacterized. Gene Ontology annotation, biological process: transcription by RNA polymerase III. The record is from RefSeq and is a predicted model, not a curated record. Gene Ontology annotation, cellular component: transcription factor TFIIIC complex. Lineage: Eukaryota; Metazoa; Hemichordata; Enteropneusta; Harrimaniidae. Gene Ontology annotation, molecular function: protein binding.
AUGUUUGAUCAACAAUCUGAACCACUGGCUGUAUUAGCCAAUCAGAAAGCUCAGGAGUCUUCAAAUGAUGAGUAUUCCAGCCUAUCAUCAGAGGAUGAAGAUUCCAGUGGUUCUGAAUUCAUGGAAGAAGACUUUGGAGAUGAUGAGGACAGAAAGAAACCACCUGUCGUAAGGAGUUCCGGUUCAAGAUCAAGAGAGUUGAGUAAAGAAAGAUUCCUUCCUCUUCCAGAAGCUACCACUUGGUCCAUUGAACAAAAAAAACAGUUUAAGGAUGUUACUGUCUUUGCGGAAUGGCAACCUUUGAAAUCUGAGUGGACACUUUUGAAUGAAAUGGAAAGAAAAGCCUAUGAACCUAUUACAAUGGAAUCUAUCGAAUUUCAAAGAGAAGCAGAAAGCGGAAGGUUGAGCCAAAAAGUCAAAUUAAAAAGAUAUUCGUCUUUUGCUCUCAAUAGUGAUGAAAAGGUAACAACGUUUUUCACUGGUGGGCCAGUCUGGGCUGCCAACUGGUGCCCUCUGCCCCUUGAAUGCACUUCAGCCAAUCAGUACAUAGCCAUCAGUUGUCAUAGAGAUUAUGAAACCACACAUACUUAUGACGAUCUGUACUCUGAGAAAGGAAUGAUUCAGUUAUGGUGUUUUAAAAUACUGAACAAAAAAAGACAAUAUAGCCUGCCAUACCUGAGUCUGGGAAUAGCUCACGAGUUCGGAGCCAUAUGGGAUAUGAAGUGGUGUCCUAGUGGAGCAUGGGAAGAUGUACAGCAGUCUGGGAAAGAGGUAUCAAGACUUGGAUUGUUAGCGUUGUCCUGUUCUGAUGGCACUGUACGGAUACUCUCCAUAUGUCACCCAGAAUGCACUGAUGAUGAAAGCUUUCCAGUUUACAAGAUGAAACCAAGUGCCGUGUUGAAACCUACACCUACUGUAUCAUCCCAAUGUAAAUGCCUGGACUGGUCACCCGACAUAAACCAUAGAAAACUUGCUGCAGGAUUUACUGAUGGCCUGGUUGUUUUAUGGGAUUUGAUGACAUCAUCACCGCUAUUGAAAACCUCCUCUGGGACGUCUCCAGAAUGCUUCUAUCCAUAUCACUCACUACGAGCGCAUGAAAACUAUAUCACUGAUCUGAAUUGGUGUAAACACUCAGAGACAUACAUGGUGACCAGCGGCGGGGACCGUUACUUGAAGACUGUUGGUGGUCAGUUUCCUCUUGGUUUACACUAUGUAGAGAAUGGAUUCUUUGGUGCCAAACGUUCUUACCUCGCUCCCCUUAACUCGUGUGUGUGGAGUGUAUCAUUCUCUGAAUGGUUGAAUGUAGUAGCAUGUGGUGACAGUGUUGGUAUGGUUAUUGCUAUAGUUUUAUCAAACAUGAUAACUAAAUACAGUAGGCAUGCUAAACACCAUAUGGAAGAUUUGUAA